AAAUUUGUCUCCUUCUGAAAUAAUGCUCACAAAGGACGACAAUGGCGACGGGUUUCGCCUCCAGCUCAAAAUCCAGCUCGACGGGUCCUUCCGCCGCUCCGUCAUCGCAGCGUCGGAAGUCGCCGAAAUGACCCAUGCUGGAAUCGUCAAGCACUGCUGCGAGGUCUUCCAGGACGCCCUGCCGCCAGGAUGCCUGCCGACCAUCAAGUUCCAGGACGACGAGGGCGACUUUUGUGAUUUGCUGCCGACCACAACGUCCGUCGCAGACCUCCUCAGCUGUGCAGUUCGCGUCGAAGGCCAGCCAGAUCUGCGCCGGCUGCAGCUCGUUCUGGCCGUCGCUGCCGGCUCUGGGGCGGGCUCCGUUGCGUCUGCUGCUGCUGCUGCGGCCGCGGUUUCAGAUUCCGCAGCAAUUGCCGCUUUGGUCGAUUCAGUCUCAGGGAAUCAGGCGUCGGUCGCGGCAGAGGUGCCAAGUGCUCCAGUAGCAACGCCGGACGCAGUUGGACCGAGCACGAGCACUGCUGUGGCAGCCGAAACCGAGGACAACAACAAGAUUUCCUCGACGUCUCCAAUCUCGACGAGUACUGCCGCCGCGGCGGUCGAUCCGAGGACAAUCGCACCAAGGAAGGUUGCCAACACGGGACCAAUGCUGCCGAAGGGAUUUAUUGCAGAGUCCAAGCCGCUGAACGAAGAACAGCUCGAAAAGAUGCGCUAUGAGCACUUUGCUGGAUCGGGACGGCGCAAGCGUUGGCAGGCACGCGAGGUGCCUCUCACGGACGACGAGUUGGAGUGCUGGCUUGAGCAAAGCCGUUGGCUGACGUGCAGUGUGACUGGAAAACGCUGGCUCGGGUCAAAGUCCAUCAUUGGCGUCGGUUUGUACCACGCGCCACGCUUCCUGUCAGAUGAAGAAAGGGAACGCCAAGCGGAAACGAGCCGAUUCGUGCAGCAACGCGAUAGUGCUGCACGGGCUGUUCAGGCUUCCCGCCCAAUCACCAGCACGGCGCUUGCGGACGAUGAUAUUGACUCCACCGAGGAGUUGUUUCAUGUCUAUCCGUCUGUGCAGGCACCGCCUCCAGCCAACAUCAAGCCUUUUGCUUCAGCCUCUGCUCCGUCAAUUGACACAAGGGUCGGCUCCUUGGACGUUAUUGUCGGCCCCGUGUUUGAUAUUGAUGCAUUCAACGACGGCGCCAUUGGAAAUCCCGCCAAGGGCAUUCUGCCGUACGAUCAGCGCGGUGUGGUUGAUAUGGAUCGCCAGUUUAACGCGCUCAAUAUGGCGUACUACGUGGCGAAGGGCAAGAGUAUUGGCACAGCCCAGCGGUAUGAGCGCAAGAUGAUCACCAAUCGUUUGUCCUUCUACAUUGAAGAGUUUCACGGUCGCAAGGUGUUUCCGGACAACGUGGAGGCCCAACUGGCUCUUCUUGUGCACCGCGAUGCUGAUGCCUUUGACAAGUGCGUCUACCCCGUCACGCGCGACGACAUGAUUGCCGAUGCUGUCAAGCGCUGCAUUCCCAAAAUCCUGAAAGCUACUGUGGCCAGCAUGCUGAGCGACAAGAACGAGGCGGAUUCGGAUCGAUUUGACCAAGCCCUUCGGGUGUACUUGCUUGUUCACCAAAUGGCAAUCAAGCUGGUUGUGCGCUACAGCGGAGUGUACUCGUACCUCUUCCGAUCUGUUCUCCAAUGGAUCCAAAAUCCUUUCACUGCAAAAAGCCGUAAGGAGUGGCCAGACAUUGAAGAGGUUCUUAUUUCUGCUUCGCUAGUUGGAAUUCCGUGGUCGACGCUGCGUGAAUCAUUCGUCCGCCGGCUCAUGGUGCAAAUGAUGGCCAAGACCGCAAACAUGCGCGACACUGCCACCUCGCUCGAUCGCAUGCGACACAUGUUCAAUCAGAACCGCACCAUGAUCAUGCGGCUGCUCUACGAACUGAGCUUUUUUGUGGCCGGAGCAACCCCUUCGGAACUCGAUGUUAUCUAUAGUCGUUGCGCGGGUAGCCUCCCGAAAGCACAGCGGGAUGCCGUCAAGCGAACGUGUGUCGCCGUGAAGGGCGUCGACUGCAUGGAGAAGCUGUGGAAGUACUUGGCCAUGGAUUCACCCGUCACUGACGAUCUUGCUGUGCGAAACCACAUUGGCCGAUACCUCGACUAUCUUGUUGCGGCCGUACCUGUGUGGGAGGCUCAGAAUUUGACUGCAGACGCCUGGAAUGCCAUCAAAGUGCCACCGCUCGUGACCCGGCCGAUUGUUCAAAAGUCGUCGUCGUCGUCCGUCACGUCAUCCGCAACCUCCAAGCCCAAUGCAUCAUCCGCGCAAUCCAAGCACAGCUCAUCGACGACUGUAAAGGCCAAGGCGGCCGCAACGAGCGCCGCUCCAGGCAAAGGAAUGGGCAAAGUGGCCGUCGAGGCAAAGGCAACACGCACCAUCCCCGUGCCGCAGCAGACUGUGUCGUCGGUGGCAACCCUCGGAAUUCUUGGUUUUCAGUCAGAAGAGGCUCGUUUGCUGAAGGAACAGGACGCUGAAGAGCAAAUGAAGCACAUGGGCUGGCCCAUGCUCACCAGCACCCGGACGCUCGACCGCAACAAGUGCUGCUAUCCGCGCUGUGGUCGCGUCUUCUCGUGCCGCAGCCUCCUGUUCCAUCAUCUCAAGCGUGUCUUCAAGGGGCGAUUGGCAGCAAACCCAGGAUUCCACGUUCGGCACCGCAAGCUCACGACCGAGGAGACUCACCCUGACCACGACGCUUGGCGUUCGCUAACGUGCCCUGCUUGCCACUGCAGCUUUGAGAACGGCAACCAACUGCGCAUUCAUUACACCUGGCUCGGUGUGGAGGGCUUCUGGUCGAUGGAGCAGCAGACCGCGCUGCGCAAAGCCGCUGCCAAUGAAUCGCAAGAAGAACAAGAAGAAGCCGACAUGGAUCGCAUUGACGAACGUCAAGUCGUCAACGAGUACGUGGUAGACAUAGUCCCGGCCUCUCCAUCCCCAGGCGCACCCGGCACACACGCUCCCGUUGCUUCAGAAUCGACCGCCGCAGUGGCAACAACGCAAGUCCGCUCCGAAACAGUCAUGGUCAAGUCCACGCCGCUGCGCCGGAACGCAAAGGAGGAAGAGUUUGAUUUGCUUGGUGUGUGCAUCAAGUGCUUGAAUGCGGAACGCGAGUGCAUCUUUUCGCCGUGCGGCCACUUUGUCGCGUGCCGGCCCUGUUCCGAGCGGGCGGGCGAAUGCCCCGUGUGUCGCACGAUGGUGUUUGACUUUAUCGUGCUCUGCUACGGUCUUCAGUCGGACGGUCGAAUGCGUGGCACAAUGGCCGCGUCUCCCCGCUAUUGGGUUUCGCGCGUCGAUCGCACCGUGCCCCGGAAUAUUGGGACACCCGACACCACGCCCAUCUCACAGCUGACGGGAAUGGCCCUUCGCGAGGUGGAGCUGGAUGCGACCAAGGUGGCUGUCUUUCAGUUGCUGAUGAGUCGCACGUCCAUUGCAAAGUACAUGCCGCAGGACGUGACGUCGAAUGCUCGGUACUCGGGCUUUGUCGUCAAGAAGGUUUUCCGAAUUGAAAACCCGUACUUGUGGCGCUCGUACGCGCAUGCCAAGCACAUGAUUCGCUCUCGCUUUGUGUCGCACUUUGAGACCAAGAACAGCGAGUUGGGUGAGAUUGACAAGAAGCUGGCACGAGUGGUCAAGGAUUUCAAUGGCAAUCCAGAGGCUGCUCGAGACAAGAUGAACGCAACACUAGCUCAGCUGCAUCGGUUGCAACAACUUCGCGAAAAGUUCGAGGUCACGACGGAAAACCUGUGCUUGCGGGACCACUUUGCGUGGAAAACGGCUACAAAGGGGCAGGCGUGGAGCACUGACGUCGGUUGGCUCGGCUAUGCUGCCAACGAUUCCGCCCCGAGCCGGCCUGAGAAUCUGACCCGGCGACAGCGCGAAGAGAUUGAGGAGGCCGAGCGACGGUACAUUCGCAUGCGGGAGGGCGUGGACGAAGAGAUGCUUUCAAUGCGCAACCCGUCGUCCAUGCACUAUCUGCCCGAGGCAGACCGCAAGCUGCACUCGGAUUUCAUGCAAGAGCUGGCUUUGGAAAGUGACAUUAACGAAAAGGUCUUGUUCCACGGAACAGACGUCCAGUACGCUGACAGCAUCAAGCACAAUGGACUUGACGAACGACUCUCGUCCGACUACGGUCUGUUUGGCGGCGGCAUUUACUUUGCAGAGAAUGCGACAAAGAGUGAUGCCUACUGCGUUGGAAUGGGCGAGAAGCGCUUCAUGUUCCUGUCGCGCGUCUGCCUCGGCACGCCAUUUGUGGCCCUGUCUGCGCUCGAUGGCCGUCGUCCUCCAUGCUUGGAGCUCUGUGACUCUACUCAGCCGUGCACCCACUCUCGCUACGACAGCGUGAUUGGCGAAAAGCAAGCAAACAACCAGGAUGCAUACCUCAUGAAGCACCGCGAGUUUGUUGUCUACGAUCGCAACCAAGUUUAUGAUCAUCUACGAGCGAGUGUAGGCUCGUGGUUGAGUCACGCGUUCUUUUGUUUUGCGUAUUGCUCUGUGUGUGUUUGCGGUGCAUUCGAAAAUUCGCAUUGAAUUUUUAGCGGAAAAAUUGAUCUUGAC
Messenger RNA from Capsaspora owczarzaki ATCC 30864, 4582 nucleotides. The record is from the annotation of a RefSeq genome assembly. NCBI's taxonomy places the organism in Eukaryota, Filasterea, Ministeriida, Capsasporidae.